Messenger RNA from Symbiodinium sp. CCMP2592, 870 nucleotides. The record is from the annotation of a GenBank genome assembly. Lineage: Eukaryota; Dinophyceae; Suessiales; Symbiodiniaceae.
AUGGGCGUCGGCAAUGCCAUCUCGACUCUGCUAGCUGGAUGGUUUGCCGACAAGAGCGGCCGAAAUGUCGUGAUUCGCUUCCUCACGCUGUCGACGGUGAGCUGUGGGUUGUUGGUCCAGUCAUCGAGGACACUGGGACAGACCCUGUGCUCGCGCUUCCUCCUAGGCCUAACUUCGGGAGGAUUGAUGGCUGCUAUCAUACCUCUAGUUGCCGAGCUCCUUCCAGCGCGCCGCCGUGGCUUCUACCUGACUGUGUGGUGCUGUGGAAGGCCUGCGGGUGCGCUGCUAGCCGUCAUCCUCAGCUGCUUAUUGCCAAGACUGGAUUGGACCAAUUUCGUGUUCAUGAUGUCGGCACCGGCAGUGGUCCUCUACGUCCUUUGUCGGUUGGACGUCAUGCCAGAAUCUCCGCGUUACCUUUACUUGGCUGGCCGUCGAGAAGAAGGCUUCCUCACCUUGGCAGAGAUGUAUGACAAGGAGAUGAUGUGUCUGCCUUGGGGGCCAGACUCAGUGUCCCUAACGACAUCCUCCGAGGUCAAGGAGGUCAAGUCCGGGCUGAGGUCCCUUGGGAAUUCUGAUGCAGCCAUAACUGCCUGGCUAUGCCUCGUCAUUUUCUUCAGCCAUUGCGCGUCCCAGUGCAUGCGGGCGUGGAUACCAACGAUCCUCGCAACGGGAUCCUCCCACCAAACUCCGGUGAUGCUGCUGGCACUGUCCCUGCUACAGGCAGAGAGCCCCCAGCCGCAUGCAUCGCCUGGCUUGGACCGACACUUGGUGAUGGUGGCAGCCCAGGGCUACAUGCUGGAGAUCUGCGGCAUCGUCAUCUGUGCUGCAAUUUCGUUUGUGGCUUCGCUGCACAAACAGGUUACCGGGUAG